AUGUCGCUGGAUACUGGCAAGUUACCAGUAACAAGGAUUCAUGGCACUGACUUGGCUCACCUCCGAUUCACCGAGUCAGAAAGAAAGGAAUUCAUUCAGCUAUGGCUAUUUUUCCAUUACCUGCUAUGCCGUCUGGAUCCCCGGCAGCCGGUCGAGGCAUACUUACCAGACGUAAAAGAUCCUGACGAUAACUUGGUUGACUCCACCCAAGAGCGAUUGUGUCCCUAUUUUAUCAUUAUUAGUGUCGUCAUAACACUAAUGGCCCUGCACUGGUUGUACCGUUGCCUGUCAUCAGCUACUUUUCGGCUUCUGCAAAUUGAUACAUUGUCUCCCUUGGGAUUCGUUCUGCUUAUAUUCUAUUUUGCAGGAACUGCGAUUUUCAACUUUGUUGGUGCAACGACAACUGCGGAAAAGGGAGUUCGGGCUGCUCAACUUGCCCUAGCAAACCUGAUUCCUCUUUACUUUUCUAGUGGCCGAGAAUUCGGUGCCCACAUCCUUGGUAUAUCUUUGGAGGCAUAUGGAAUUAUUCAUCGAACUACCGGAUUUAUGGCCGCCCUGCAGGCUGCUAUUCACGUAACGAUUGGUUAUCAAAAUAAUGCAUUCAACCUGUCGAGUCCUACGGGCUUUAAUGGUCUAUUGGUAGGUUUCAAGAGCCACAUAAAUGCCCAAUGGUUCUCUGGAGGAUGCAUGCUUUUAUCGCUUUUAAUACUUCCGAUGGUGAAGCGUCGUGUCUAUGAAGUCUUUUUCAUUACGCACUUGGUUUGUGCUGUGAUUGCGUUAGUCGCAAUCUGGAGGCACAUUGAUUCAUCUCAUAGCCAGUCCCGGAGAUACAUCCUGGCAAGCCUGUGCGGGCUCACCGCAACCGGGGCACUACAGCUGCUUCGCCUUAUUUAUCGCAACGUCGCCGUUGGUCGAAAGUCUGUUCGUAUAGUAGCGAGACCUUAUUCUGAAGAUAUCGUCCAAGCUGUACUAUAUAUUCCUCGGCCGUGGAAGGUGCGUGCCGGUGAGAGAAUCAAUCUAGGUGUGCCAUUCCUCGGACUUUUCUAUUUAUUCCAGGCCCAUCCAUUCACUAUUGCUUGGUGGGAAGAAGAUUACGAAGGCAACGCGGAUUCUAUUUCUUUAAUGUUCCGGGCUCGCACGGGCUUCACUAGAAAGGUGCUAGACUGUCUAGAGCCUGACCGUGAAUACUGGGCUUGGAUAGACGGCCCCUUUGGGCCAUCUUCGCCACAGAACUUUGGGAGCUCAAGAGAAAUAGCAGACUUCGGACAUAUCUUGAUGGUUACUACCGGUAUUGGGAUUGCUGCACAGCUGCCGUAUAUCAAGGAGCUCUUACGCAAAUAUCGAAAUGCCAGCGUGAACACACAAACCAUAUCUCUGGUUUGGCAAUUGGAUCGCACUGGAGACUGGGAGAGCGCUCGCGAUUGGCUACAGCAACUCGUCAAGGAAGACGAUGGUUAUGUUGCUGUCUAUGACCCAUUGCGUACUGAUAGCCCUCAGGAGCCUCGAAAAAUAGGCCAUCAUGAAUUGAUCUCUUUGUACGGUGGGGAAGUGAAUUGGGCCGACAUACUCGCAGGCGAAAUGGGUAAAAGGACAGGCAAGCUUUUGCUGUAUAGUUUCCGCAAGGCGGCGGAUACGUAA
This is a messenger RNA of Aspergillus oryzae RIB40, 1638 nucleotides long. Its product is annotated as ferric reductase family protein. NCBI's taxonomy places the organism in Eukaryota, Fungi, Ascomycota, Eurotiomycetes, Eurotiales, Aspergillaceae. Gene Ontology annotation, biological process: copper ion import; iron ion transport; intracellular iron ion homeostasis. Gene Ontology annotation, molecular function: ferric-chelate reductase activity. Gene Ontology annotation, cellular component: plasma membrane. The record is from RefSeq and is a predicted model, not a curated record. The transcript is spliced from 9 exons. The coding region runs from base 1 to 1638 and encodes 545 amino acids.